AUGGCUACAGCAAAAUCUGUAACAAUAAUUUCUGACAAAUACUUGAAUCAAAUGAGGCUAGAAUGUGACCCUUUGGCAGACGAUGCAGUCUCGGCAGCGGUGAGAUAUCACGGGGAACGUGUUUUGAAAUGUCAUGAACUUUACAGCACAAUCAAAGAACUUGGUGAAACUUACCAGGAUCCUAGUUGCGCGAGGUUUCUAGAGUUCUACGAACAUGAACCUCCGUGGAAUGUAGACUGGGAAAAAUGUGACUCAGGAAGACGAUUCUUUGUUCGAAACAGUGCUAUUGCGGGCCUUGUUCUGAUGUAUUGUAGCUUGGUGAAAUCAUUCACAGCUGCGUUUGGAAACAAGGUAAGCUUACUAAAGUUAUGGAUCAGUCAAUUCCAGCUGCGCCCAACCCCCCACCCCCCCGGGCUGACCCCUGGGCGUUAGCUUUUUUUUUUUGCCUUGGAUGGCAAAUUCCCGGGGGUGGGGUCUCUUGAGCUGUCAAAUCCCCCAGGGUAGGAGAGAACAUGCCUUUACAACCCUCUUCAAUUUUUUCCUGUCAUUGAUUGAUGAGCCAAUAUGCUUGUUUUUCCAGUAAAAUCCUCUGUGUAGUUAUAUUCUGAUAGGAAACCAUGUACGUGUCAAAGGCUUGGGAAUAGCCCUGGGGCUGGCAAAUGCCCGGCCCCCAGGCAGCACAAAAUUUGCAAAUGCCCGACCCCCGGGACUGACAAAUGCCCUGCAUUGGCCCAAGGGGGUCCUGGGCACAAAUGGAAUUGACUGAUGCAUUAAUCAUUAAUAUUCCAAAAUCCAUUCAUUUUCUAAUGAGCUUAAAUAAUAUUAUAGCAUGAUUUAUUUGUUCUCGUGAAUAUAAAGUGAAACUCUUAAUCAAUUUUUUUAAACAUAACUUUAAAUCUCUGCUCACAAAACAUUUAAUCACUAGUUGUUAAAAGCUUACUUAUAGUUGCAGUGUGUUAUAGGUCAAAGUUUCAGGUUAAGGUUUUUUAACUUAAGAUGGUUCUCAGUGUACUUUGUCUCCUAGCACUAAUUAUUCAUGAAUCAGGGCUGGGAGACAAAGGAAAUUGAGAAUCAACCUAGGUUACAAAUUUUUAACCUAAAUUUAAUUUUGACCUGUAACAAAUUUACUAAGGAGCCAAUAAGGGAAUUAUCACACACAAACAUAGUACGAACAUUCUCAACUACUGGUAUUUUACCAGGUUUUAACAGCCAUGGGUCGCAUGACUGCAUACGGAGAUGUCCGCCGCAGACUGUUUGAAACCCUACACUUUGUCAAGGAAGUGGUUCUUGGUGCACCAGGGGACAUUAAAGCAGAAUGCACGAGGGUACGUCUGCUCCAUGCUGCUGUCCGUUAUUAUGUUCAACAUCAUGACAACAGAUGGGAGGUAGAGAAAGUAAGUGUAGCAAAAGAAAAAAGAUUUAUCAUUGUCCAGGUCCCAGUUGUUCAAAAGGUGGAUAGUGCUAUCCACCAGAUAAGUCUCUAUCCACUGGAUAGCACAAUUUAUUGUUUUCUGUAAUACUUUAUUCACUGGAUAGUGAUUUAUCCUGUGGAUAGCACUAUCUUGCUUUUGAACAACUGGGGCCAGGUAGACUUGAUUACCAGCUGUUUUGGGACACCCUGUUAGGGUUAAAUCCAGACAUUAAAAGCAACAUGGUAGGGUCGAUUUCCUCCGCUCUCUCUGUCCUCCCCAAGAAGAGACGGCUGAACGCGUGAGUGGCCUAUGUAUGAUUUUGAAAUUUAAUUGAUGGGUCAUUAUAAAACAACAGAACCAGGAAAUGUCAUUAAGUACCAAACACUUGUUGUGCUUUGCCUCUUCAUCGCUUUGGUAUUCAUCAUAAAAAUCAGCAGAAACACAACCUACUGAUUGAGGGCGUUUAUACUGAUCUUGCAUUAGUGAAGUUUGGAGUGAAAUUACAAAUAGCCUUGACAGUUUGACAGUCAUCUCUUUCAUGUUGGCUGUCAACAACGAUCGUUGCAGACUGGAAAAUAAUUAAUGAUCCAGAUACGGUUGGUUGAAUUUCAAAAACAUACUUAUCGUUUUCCAACUUCUCUAAGCUAACGCUUUUCGUUGUAAGUGUUUCAGGAUUUUUAGUGUUUGAUGCUCUAACACAUGAUUGCACACCACAUCAAACAACACCUUUGCAUCCACCUUUUGAAGUCUGCUCCAGGCAAUUAAAUGUAUUUUGCCUCCUGGAUUUGAGCAGGCAAUGAUCUGAUUAGUGAUAAUUGACAAUUGACAACUCAUGUGUCCAGCCGUCUUUUCUGUGGAGGAGUGCAGGCUCAUUUCCCAAACAGAGGCUGGUAAUCGAGCCUAGCGACAUGAUCUUGAAACAGCGACAUAAAACUAGAUAAAAUGACGACAAACGACAAAAGAUGGGUUAAAUACCAACAGGGGCAUAUCAUGGCCUACUCUGAAAAAAUAAUUCAGACUAGGGGCAUUCAUAUCAACUUGCCACUACCCCCAACCCCCCUCUUUUGUGUGCCCACAUUCCUGGAGGCAGAAUGCCAACCUGAGUCCAUCAAAUGGCAGGAAAUUGAGCCGAUUUUUCAGUUUAAUUAUCUUGAAUCUCUAUGAAGGAUAACUUGAAUACUGGUAGGAUAGGGGACUUCUAUAUAAGGUGAAAGGACAGUGUUGUAAAUGUGUGUUGUUUUUGACCAUGCUGGUGAGGGUUGCUUCUCACUGGUUGCCAUGGAUACAUUGUGUUUGUCUUUUAUGUGCUUGGAAUGACCAUCCUUUCAGGCACCUACACUAAACCUCAUAUAUUGUUGAUGAGUUAAAUUUCAAUAGGUAGUCUUAUGUUACCACCUGCUUUUUGUGGCUAAUAGAGCACCUUUGUAGAAAACAGCUGACAUUUUGUGAUGGCAUGGUUUCCCCCUCAAAAUGACGUCUGAGAAACGAGGGCAGAAAUUCAAUACUGAUGACCCUUCGCUACCCAGAUCUGGGUAGUGCUUCUGAUUGGUCAUACUGAGUGGGAAAUUUGCUUUAGCCAAUCAGAAGCUCUACUCAGAUCUGGGUAGUGACAUGUCAUCAGUAUGGAAUUUCUGCGCUCGUUUCUCAGACGUCAUUUUGUGGGGAACCAGCGGUGGCGUUAUGAAAUGUCAGCUGUUUCUCAGGCUACCUUCUAUCUAGGUAAGCAAACCCACAAAGUUGAUACUGUAAGCAAACAGUCUGACUCAGAACUUACUCUAUUCCUGAAGGACUGAGGGAAAUGGUAGCCCGUUUUUUUCUGUGGGGAGAGGGGAAGUUUGUACACAGGCUAGGGAAAUGGGUGAUGGCCAGGAGGUAUUUAACAGUGCUGAAAAUCAGGCAAGGGCUGGAAACUUGCAUUUUUAAUUUCCCUUCAACAUGAUUGGCAAAUCGACAAUGACAUUCUUAACAGUCCAUUGGUGGAACAUACUCAAAUCCUGGUCCACAGGUGGGGGCCCAGAACAAAGAUUUCUCCACUGUUUCACGGACAGACCUAACCAGAACUUUAGUUCCAUCAGUGAUGCAGGCUAACCAGUGGCAGAUCUAGGGGAGGGGCCAGCUCCACCCCCCUUAUUUUUAGACCAAACUGAGGCCUGAAGGGGCGAAAAAAUUUUGGGGGGAGACCGGGCCCUCCCCCCCUACCUAAGGGUCUGGAUCUGGCACUGCUAACAUAGGUGAGAGCAGAGAAAGAUCGGGGCAACUACCAGGAAAGGAAAAGAACCAGGGCCUAGUUGUUUGAAGGCCGAUUAGCUCUAACCCAGGGUUAAAUUUUAACCUGGGUUCUUUUUCUUUUGUUUAAAACCUUUUUUCCGGAUAACUUUCUCAAUUCUUUUUGGAGCUCCAAUCAUCAAAUUGUAGGCAAACAGAAUAAAACUGAAUUUGCUUUUUAAGCUUUCAUAUCUGAAUUCUAAUUUCACACUAACCCUGGGUUAUCUUUGAACAACCAGGCUCAGGAGAGAUUGGAAACAGAAGAGAAGGGAUAGCUUGGAGUGGGCGGGGCAGGGUGUAAACCAAGAGAGAACAGAAUGGGAAGAAUGUGCGGAGGAGGUAAGAAUUAAGAGGGAAACCAGGACUGUAAACUAGCAGAUGAGGACGGAGAGACCAGGGAAGGAGGGCAUGGGAAUGCUGCAGAAAAACCUAGAAAGUUGAAAUACAGGGAAUAGGGAACAGGAACCAGGAGAGGGCAGGAAAAAGAAAAGAAUUUGAAGGUCAGGUGAGAAGGAGAGAGGAUCCAGGAGGGGUAAGUAGAGGUCCAGGGAAUCGAAGUCAUGAUACAAGUGUAAGGAAGUAGUAGGACAAAAAGUUAUGCUGCAGCACAGAAAGUUCAAAUUGUCAUCACUUAUCUCAAUAAUUUACUAUAAUUAUUUUUCUUAGUAUGGAUAUCCAAUCAACCAAGAGGACCUUGCGGGAACACUUUCAACGUUUUCCUCAGUUGUUCUAAGAGGGUUAGAGCUAUUGGGAGUGAUGGCGACAGACAGUGAAAAAUAUGGCUACCAACAGUUGUGGAAAUUUGUGGGGUAUUACCUUGGUUAGUAUCAGUACUUAUUUUAUUAAAUACACGUAGCUAGAGAGCACAUUCUACUGUCGAACCUCUGCCAAUGGCCACCUCUCUACAACAACUCCUUUUUUUUGUCCCAGCAGACAAGAAAUCCAUACAUUGACUUGUUUAAAACCUCUCUAUAAUGGCCACUUUUUUCUCUCCCCAAGGUGUCCAUUGUAGAGAGGUUCAACUGUAUUUCAAAGUGCUAUUUCAAUAGUUUUUGGAGUAUAUGAUACAUUUGAAACAAAAUUUUGUACAGUCCAUUCAUGGUCUUAGGAGUGUGAUGAUUUUAAUGUGGCUUUACAAUAAUAUUAUUGAUUUCAAAUGGCAAAAAUCCCCUGACGAUUGCCAUUUCAGUGAGCAAACCCUGUUUUUAUAUGCAACUUGUUAAAUAACUCAGUUCUUGAAUUAAAAUUCACCCAGGCCUUACAAUAAAAUUUUCUUUACUGUCAAACUGCCAAUUAACCUCUGAGGCACAUGCGCAAUACAAGCCUGUGUAGCAGGUGUUGGUCAAAAGGGGUAGGGGAUAGGAACGAAGGGAAACAGGGAGGGGGGUCAGGAUAAAAAAAGGGAGGGCUUUCGCACUUUUCACUCCCCCCCUUCCCUUUUUGUGCCUGCUACACAGGCCAUACACUAUAAUCAUGUGGGUUGUAAUAAUUACCGGUAACAUUAAUUUUCACAAAAGUUUUCCAAAUCUUCCCAAAACUUUCCAUAAAUUUCAAUUUUCACAAAAACUAUCAGUCAAUAAACAAACCCUGGUUAGUAAGCAUCAACAGCGGGGAAUUUUUAGUGCUUGUAUGUCAUUUUGUGGGGAAACCAGUGGCAGCACUGCGAAAUGCCAGCUGUUUUCUCAGGCUAAUUUUCACCCCAUAACACAUUCUUUUUGGUUCAGGAACAGAAAAUGAUCUAUUGUGCGACAGCUAUGAAGAGGAAAAGAAUCUGUCUGACUUGAUAAGCUCAAGACAGUGUAACCCCGACAAGGACUCUUUGCUGUUGACAGAAUCCCUUCUGCAAGCAUUUGCAAGUAAAUCUCCCUUUCAUCUUAGUUAUGAUACCACAAGCAAACUUUCAAGGCACCUUAUCAAUGACAAAGAUCUUGCCAACAAGCUUCAUCUCAGAACGUUUGGUCUCUUAGGUCAAACAGCCAUGACAUUGUUUUAUGUCUUUCUUAGGCUGUUUGUAGUAAUCCAAAGAAUAGUGUAUCCAGUAGAAUGGGUGAUGUAUGCAUUUGGAAAGUAUUCUUUGAAGUCAUUAGUUGAACUUUCUUUGAAUGGGAGAAAGCCUUCUUAUUUAAUGAAGGCUCAUUCAUGA
This is a messenger RNA of Porites lobata, 5820 nucleotides long. The record is from the annotation of a GenBank genome assembly. NCBI's taxonomy places the organism in Eukaryota, Metazoa, Cnidaria, Anthozoa, Scleractinia, Poritidae.